UGUGUGGUAUCUAACAGUAAACUACAGUACAUACACUACACACACACGUUCACCAUCCUCGCGAGAUAAGCUUGUAAAAACAACAACAAUGGCGAACCCAGAGAGUAGUAUCAGAAGCUCAAGAUGGUCUCUCAAGGGAACUACUGCUCUAGUCACUGGUGGAACGCGUGGAAUUGGGCAUGCUGUGGUGGAGGAACUGGCUGAAUUUGGUGCUACAGUGUACACUUGUUCUAGGAAUGAAGAAGAGCUUAAUAAACGCUUAAAUGAGUGGAAAGAUAAGGGUUUUUCGGUUUAUGGAUCGGUUUGUGAUGCAUCUUCUUCUUCUCAAAGAGAGGAGCUUAUUCGAAAAGUGGCUUCUGCCUUCAACGGCAAGCUCAACAUACUUGUAAACAAUGCUGGAACAAAUGUGAGGAAGCCAACAAUUGAGUAUACAGCUGAAGAUUAUUCAAAAGUGAUGACUACUAAUUUGGAUUCUGCAUACCAUCUAUGCCAACUGGCAUAUUCACUUCUUAAAGAAUCUGGAAAUGGAAGCAUUGUGUUCAUUUCUUCGGUUGCAUCUCUGACAAGUGUAGGUUCUGGAACCAUCUAUGCAGCGAGUAAAGCUGCAAUCAAUCAGCUGACAAAAAGUCUUGCUUGUGAAUGGGCAAAAGACAAUAUAAGGAGCAACAGUGUUGCACCCUGGUAUACAAAAACACCACUUGUGGAACAUUUAAUUGCUAAUGAAGAAUUUGUGAAUCAAGUACUAUCUCGAACACCAAUAAAGCGGAUAGCAGAAGCACAUGAAGUGUCUUCCUUGGUGGCUUUCCUUUGCCUGCCAGCUGCUUCCUACAUCACGGGACAGAUUGUUUCUGUUGAUGGAGGAUUUACUGUGAAUGGAUUUCAACCCAGCAUGAGAAUAACCUAAAGCAACAAUGUCAUUUUUAUUUUCUAAGUUAUUUAAACAACACAAUAACGGUAUUCAUCAAAUCCUGGUUAGAGGGUCGGCUUUCAGUUUGUCAUUUAUCAUUUUGUUUUCUGAAUGGUAUUCAUGAUUAUGUUUAUCUACCAUGACUCAUAUAGGAAGGAAUAAAUGGAAUAAAUUCUUAAAACGUUUCAUUCUUA
Trifolium pratense (red clover) is the source of this 1101-nucleotide messenger RNA. Its product is annotated as tropinone reductase homolog At5g06060-like. Bases 89 to 904 code for a protein of 271 amino acids. The transcript has 5 exons. NCBI's taxonomy places the organism in Eukaryota, Viridiplantae, Streptophyta, Magnoliopsida, Fabales, Fabaceae. The record is from RefSeq and is a predicted model, not a curated record. Gene Ontology annotation, molecular function: oxidoreductase activity.